Molecule: messenger RNA, 4705 nt
Organism: Hypanus sabinus (Atlantic stingray)
Lineage: Eukaryota; Metazoa; Chordata; Chondrichthyes; Myliobatiformes; Dasyatidae
Exons: 14
Coding region: 41-3373 (1110 amino acids)
Molecular function (GO): zinc ion binding; protein binding
Source: RefSeq, a predicted model, not a curated record
CUUGAAACGGGAAGUUCCGAGUAGGGGAGAGAGGACCGAGAUGGCUUCUGCAGACUUCGUCGAGGAAUUAACGUGUUCCGUUUGUCUGGAGGUGUUCACCGAGCCGGUCUCCCUGGAGUGCGGACAUAAUUUUUGCAGAGCGUGCAUCUCUGAAGUUUGGGAGAAAGUUUCGGGGGAUGUCUCCUGCCCCCAGUGCCGGCAGGUUUUCGUCCAGAGGUACACCAGGCCCGCUUAUAUCCUGAGCAACAUCGCAGAGCAGGUCAGGCAGCUGAGGGUGGGGACGGCCGAGCGGACGGAGGAGUUUGUCUGCCGGGAGCACAACGAGAAGCUGAAACUGUUCUGCCUGGUGGAGCAGGAGAUGAUCUGCCUGGUGUGUGGCCUGUCGGCGCAGCACAAGAUGCACAAUGUCAUCCCGAUAAAGGAGGCAGCCCAGGCGCUCAAGGAAAAGUUGGAAGAGUCACUGAAGUUUCUAAAAGAGCAAAUGAACCAGAGUGUUUGGAAUAAGCAGGAAGGGGAGGCUGCGAUCCGGCGGCUGAAGGACCAGGUGGAUGGACAGAGCUGUGAGAUCAGGGCUGAAUUUGAGAAGAUGCACCAGUUCCUGCGUGAGAAGCAACAGCAGAUGGAAACAGAGCUGCGGAGAGAAGCGGACAAAAUCCAGACACAACUGGAAAAGAAUUUAAAGAGAACCGUCGACGAAAUCUCUUCCCUUGAAGAAGUGAUACAAGGUGUAAAAGUGCGAUUGGGAAUUCAAGAUCCCCAAGGGCUCCUCAAGGAUAUUCAAGCCCUUUUGAAGAGGUGUGAGUUGCCGGUUUCCCGUCCUGGAGUGGUGUCUGUCGAUCUUCCUGAGGAUGUGGCUGAAGGAAGGUUGAGGUAUCUCAAAGUGUGGAAGGAAAUGAGAGCCGUGGUUUCACCAGUGCCAGAGCGGCUGACGCUGGACCCAGAUACAGCUGCCAAUCAGCUCGUCCUCUCUCAGGAUCUGAUGAGUGUGAAGUACACAGAGAGCGGACAAAAUCUUCGGUAUCACCCGAGAAGAUUUGAGAAAAUAUUAAAUGUUUUGAGUUCACAGGGUUUUACAUCUGGGAGGCACUACUGGGAGGUGUAUGUUGGAUAUAAGACUGAGUGGGUUGUGGGUGUCUGCAGAGAGUCUGUAAGCAGGGAUAGAGAUCACACCACCACACCAGCAGAGGGAUACUGGGUCAUUUAUGUCUUUUCUAAUUUAAUUAAGAUGGGAAAUGUCAUCUCUCCUCUGGAAAUUAAACUCCGAAAACUGGGGGUUUACCUGGAUUACGAGCGGGGCCAAGUGUCAUUUUACAAUGCUGACAACAUGUGUCAUCUCCUCACUUACACAGACAGUUUCACUGAGAAACUUCAUCUCAUCUUAAACCCAUGUGAUUGUGAGACAGGUGACAACUCUGAACCACUCACUCUGCUCACAACGCACCUGUUGAAAAACAGACAUCCGACAUCUCCACUGGACUUUCCACCACUCACCAUAAACAGAUGUCCUCUGAUACUAGUCAUUGCCGCCCCAGGGAAAAAGGACCGGGAUGUUACUGUGCAGAAAACAGACAGCCUCUGGGCAGCAGGACCCUACAGAAUGCAGUGUGGGUAUGACCAGCAUGGUGUCGGGAACUCCUCGCCCUCAUCAGCAGACGGUACAAAGACUGAAAGCAUGUACCGCCAGGCUUCAGGACAGCUUCUCUGCCGCAGUGAAAAGAUCAAUAACGGGCUCGCAGCUAUGAGAAGAUUCACGAUAUUACACUUUAUUCUGCAUUCUGUUAUACCUCUAUACACGGUGAGAUUGUCUGAUCUGUGUGAAGAGUCUGCAAGACAGGCUCGGGACUUGUGGCAAAAGAAACCAACAGCAAUUCCACGUCUGCGGCCUCUGAGAGGACCCACGGGGUCAAAACAGGAAGUCGGACUCUUUCGCUCAGAGUUGAAAGUGAAAGUUCCGAGUGGGGGAGAGAGGACCGAGAUGGCUUCUGCAAACCUUGUCCAGGAAUUAACGUGUCCCAUUUGUCUGGAGGUGUUCGCCGAUCCGGUCUUCCUGGAGUGCGGACAUCACUUCUGCGGAGCGUGUAUCUCUCAGGUUUGGGGGAGGGUCUCGGGGGAUGUCUCCUGUCCCCAGUGCCGGCAGGUUUUCGUCCAGAGGAACACCAGGCCCGCUCACAUCCUGAGCAACGUCGCAGAGCAGGUCAGGCAGCUGAGGGUGACGGCCGAGCGGACGGAGGAGUUUGUCUGCCGGGAGCACGACGAGAAGCUGAAACUGUUCUGCCUGGUGGAGCAGGAGAUGAUCUGCCUGGUGUGUGGCCUGUCGGCGCAGCACAAGAUGCACAAUGUCAUCCCGAUAAAGGAGGCAGCCCAGGCGCUCAAGGAAAAGUUGGAAGAGUCACUGAAGCUUCUGAAAGAGCAAAUGAACCAGAGUGUUCAGAAUAAGCAGGAAGGGGAGGCUGCAAUCCGGGGGCUGAAGGACCAGGUGGAUGGACGGAGCUGUGAGAUCAGGGCUGAAUUUGAGAAGAUGCACCAGUUCCUGCGUGAGAAGCAACAGCAGAUGGAAGCAGAGCUGCAGAGAGAAGCGGACAAAAUCCUAACACAACUGGAAAACAAUUUAAAGAGAAUAGUCGACGAAAUCUCUUCCAUUGAAGGAGUGAUACAAGGUGUAAAAGCGAGAUUAGAAAUUCACGAUCCCCAUGGGCUCCUCAAGGAUAUUCAAGCCCUUUUGAAAAGGUGUGAGUUGCCGGUUUCCCAUCCUGGAGUGGUGUCUGUCGAUCUUCCUGAGGAUGUGGCUGAAGGAAGGUUGAGGUAUCUCAAAGUGUGGAAGGAAAUGAGAGCCGUGGUUUCACCAGUGCCAGAGCGGCUGACGCUGGACCCGGAUACAGCUGCCAAUCGGCUCGUCCUCUCUCAGGAUCUGAUGAGUGUGAAGUACAUGAUCAGGAAUCAAAAUCUUCAGGAUCACCCGAAAAGAUUCCUAAGAGAAUUUUGUGUUUUGAGUUCACAGAAUUUCAUGUCUGGGAGGCAGUACUGGGAGGUGUAUGUUGGAAAUAAGACUAGCUGGAUUGUGGGUGUCUGCAGAGAGUCUGUAAGCAGGGAUAGAAACAUUUCCUACACACUGGAAGAGGGAUACUGGGUUCUUCAUGUCUGUUCUAAUUCAGUGAUGAUACCAAAGGUCAACUCCCAGCUGGAAAUAAAACUACGAAAACUGGGGGUUUACCUGGAUUACGAGCGGGGUCAAGUGUCAUUUUACAAUGCUGACAACAUGUGUCACAUCCACACUUACACAGACAGUUUCACUGAGAAGCUUCAUCUCAUCUUAAACCCAUGUAAUAACAACACAGGUGACAACUCUGAACCACUCACUCUGCUCACAACGUAACACAGUGGGACACGUUCUCCGAGGUCUCAGAUUUCUCUGGACCCACUGAGCAGAUCUCACUGCACCGAUUCUCUGAAAUACAUCCAGAAAAAGCCGGAGCACUCAGCAGUGGGGAAACAUGGUUUAUAUUUCAGGUCCAGACCACCAUGUGAGAACUGACUCUCUGCCAUUGCUACUGACAGGUGAGGAUGUUUAUAUUGACGUCUAAUCUGUAGAUUUGACUCAGUGUCUCCUUCCCAGCUCUGUCACACUCUCUCUCCUACCGACUGCAGACCAGGCGCACGUGGUGUUAGAAUACAGUGAAGUGGACUGUUCCCAGGAAUUGUGAUAUCUGAACCUUGCAAUCAGAAUGAAUAUGUGCAGAUAUUCUCUGUGUCAUAAACACUUAACCUGCACAGUGAACUAACAGUGUGUCUGAGCUGGUAACUUUGGGGAAACAGGGAAUGGAAUGGGAACAAAAUGGGAGAUGGCUACUCGGGUUCCGUGCUGGAGGGAGAGCGGGGAGUCAUUGCUUCUCAGUUUUUGGGGAUAUUGCAGCCUCGCUCUGUAAGAGACAUGCUCUCGAUCCUGCGCGUCUAUGAAAAGCAGAGGGGCUGGUCCAAUUAAACAGUGCACUCUUUAAUUCCCGGAGAAGGCAAUGUGGAUCUCAGAAAGUCAGUUUAAAUUGGGUUUAAUGAUCAUUGAUUACCUCAGCAUGCUGUAUAGGAAGAAACGUAAUGGGAACCAGUCCCGGUGUAUGAAGACUACUUUUCUCAAAGUCAAGGUGAAGUUUAUUGUCUCAUGCACAAGUACAUGUCUGCACAGGGUCAAUGAAAACCCUGCAGGUGCAUCACAGGCACACGGCAUCACAGAAACGGCUUUCACAAGAAAAGAACAUUUACAGGAAAGAAUACAAUAUGAAGACAAGAAAAGCAAAGUCCAUUUUAGUGUUAAUUGAUCAGAGGAGUCAGGUUUUGCUAAUCUGGAGUGAUUAGUGUUUUGCAGGUUGGUUUAACAACUGACUGGUUGAAGGGAAGUAACUGUUCUUGUAUCUGGUGGUGUGGGACUUCAGGUCUCUGUACCUUCUGUCUGAUGGUGGCUGUGAGAAGAUGACUUGGCCUGGACAAGGAUCUUCAAUGCUAGAUGUUGCUUUCUUGAGGCAGUGCCUCAUGUAAAUACUUCCAAAGGUGGGUGGGGUGGGGUAUGCUAGUGAUGCAUCUUUUUACACUCCUGUAUGUUCGCUUAUUUCUACCAGACCAUAAUGCAACCAGUCAGGACACUUUCAAUAGGACUUUUGUAGAACAUUGUUAAAGUGUUUGGUGACGCUGAAGCUCUAAAUAAAGUAAAGACAAU